Folsomia candida is the source of this 3200-nucleotide messenger RNA. Its product is annotated as orphan steroid hormone receptor 2. Gene Ontology annotation, biological process: cell differentiation; regulation of transcription by RNA polymerase II; anatomical structure development. Bases 855 to 2234 code for a protein of 459 amino acids. NCBI's taxonomy places the organism in Eukaryota, Metazoa, Arthropoda, Collembola, Entomobryomorpha, Isotomidae. The transcript is spliced from 10 exons. The record is from RefSeq and is a predicted model, not a curated record. Gene Ontology annotation, molecular function: nuclear receptor activity; zinc ion binding; RNA polymerase II cis-regulatory region sequence-specific DNA binding.
UUUUUUUGUGCAUCUCUCUCUUCUCUAUUCCCAAGCUUAUUUCAUUUCAUACAUAUGACGACGACCGACCGACCAACGAUGAUGAUAAUACUGAAAGAGAGAAGAGAGAAGCAGCCAAAUGCGACUUUGCCAUGUCUUUGUGCAUAAUAGUAAACGCAACCCGAACGUGAAAAGCUUUUGGCUGGAGUUCUCUCCCUCACUUUUAGAUAUACGAAAUACGAGCCAGCAAGCAAGCAAGCCGUAACAUGGCUUUGGUUAUAUGGCAUUGCUCUCUGGCUCUGUGUUUGACCUUCUUAAUACAUUAGUUGAGUCAGGAGCCAUUUUGUUGGAACACCGUUUGAACUCUGACUGACUCGCCUUUUUGGUUCAACACCACCAUCAAAUGUUCCAAGUUGGUUGUAAAAAUAAUUCUGACCUCACUUCAACCGCGGCGACGACGGCGACGGUGACGACGACGACGCAAGUUAUCAGGAUCAGUUCGGCAGUUUUCUUAAAGACCGGUAAAGAAGAAGAAAGUUGACGGAAUGGGGGGUGAAAGUUAUGAAAGAAAGGAAUGAUUUACUCUUGGUGGUGGGAGACGAUAAAUGUGCUAGAUUAUUAAAAUGUGGGAGACUUUCUUGCGAUGAUGACAAGAAAUUCAUUGUUCUCGUGGAUAAGUGUGUUCCUUGUUAAUUAUUAGUGUUGUUGUUUUAAGUAUUUUGUGUAUCACUCACUCGGUUUGGAUGAGUAAAAGUAUUACUUACAUUAAUCUCAACAAGACAAAGCAGAAAUAGAAGACUGGCUGCUGCUGGACAGGAUAAUAAAUAAAUAAAUACGUAUUUUUAAGGCAGAAUUAACAAUCUCAAUUUGCAAAGAUGGAAACUGGAAACAUAACCAUCACUAGUUUGUCCAGUUUAUUGGAUACUGGAGACAAGAAACCGUGGAUCACUGGCGUCUCUCCCCUGGGAGACAUCUGUGUCGUCUGUGGUGACCGUGCAUCAGGUCGUCACUACGGGGCAAUAAGUUGUGAAGGGUGCAAGGGAUUUUUCAAACGUUCCAUCCGUAAACAAUUAGGAUAUUCAUGUCGUGGGACAAAGCAGUGCGAGGUGACGAAACAUCAUCGGAACCGAUGCCAGUAUUGCCGAUUACAAAAAUGCCUUCAAAUGGGGAUGCGGGAUACAGCAGUUCAGCAUGAGCGAAAACCUUUGUCGAAUAGUCAAGCCCAAAAGAGGUCAGAAAGUACGGAAGCUGCCUUGUCUCCCUCGUCCCUCUAUGGUACCCUCCUGGAUGGAAACAGCUUUAACCGGUCCGGUUAUCUCGUAUACGACAAUAGUUAUCAAGAUGAUGAAGAAUCUGAGAGCGCGAAUGAAAGUGACGCGGAACGCACAAAUAUCGCUAAAGCCAUCGAAAUGAUUUCGAAUGUGAUAACUGAGAAUAAAGAUGAGGAAAGUUCCUCCUCGUCCUCAGUCUUGUCCAAUAUUGAUAAAGACGCCAUUAUUCCGGAAGAAUGGGUCAAAUUUGAAAUGGUGGGCCCUUCGAAACUUCCCAGCAAUGGGUUGGUCACCCUGGAUUAUGUGUGCGAGACGUCAUCCCGACUCCUUUUCCUCUCGGUUCAUUGGGCGAAAACCCUUCCAGCAUUUCAAGCCUUAAAUCUUGAAGCACAGGUUCCUAUCAUGAAAUCUGUGUGGAGUGACCUAUUUGCCGUUGGCCUUUCUCAGUAUCAAAAUUUUCUUCCACUAACUAGCGUCAUUAGUGCCCUGUUGCUAAAUAUGCAAUCAAACUGUACUUCUUCCAAGUUAACUAUGAUAGCGGAACAUGCAUCCAAAUUAAAAUUAUUCAUCAAAACUGUCGAAAAUCUCAAUCUGGAUGAAUUUGAAUAUGCAUCUCUCAAAGUUUUAGCCGUAUUUAGUCAUGAUCGAUAUCCCCAAUAUGAUUCUACAAGCAAUGGGAUUAAAGAAAUUCAAAAGUCAGCCCUGAAGCAGUUGCAAGAUCAUGUCAUAGCUACCUUUGAGAAUCCUGCCGAGCGCAUCACUUCUAUUCUGCUUCUUCUUCCUCAUUUAAGAGGGAUUGCUCCUGCUGUGAUCGAAGAUGUAUUUUUUAGCAAUGUACUCGGAAUAGGACCAACUCCGCUUGAAAAUUUAAUUCCUUUAAUGCUGACGAUGAAGUCCGAUUUAUCGUUUCCAGCACCAAUGAACAUCGAAACUGCCCUUAAUGAGAACUCUACAGAUGAAAGAUCAAUGCUCAUCAACGACUAAUAAUAAACGUCACUCUUCAUUCAGCGUUUAAAAUAAUUCCGUCCUACUUACGGAGAAACUUUGACCCAUUCCUCAUAAUAAUCUCCCGAAUCACACAGACUGGUGGAAUGAUGAUACUAUUUUAAAAAACCAACAGUAAUUUUUCUUGUACCUGUUUCAUACUACUACUACUAUUAGUACUACAUACAACUUUACUACUACUACUGCAGGCUUCUUUCUCGAGAAACCACAAAUGUUCAGUCUUGUAACAACAGUAUUUAUUAUUAUUAUAACGAGGAAAGAGAAAUAGGUAGUAAGACAGGUAGUAGUAAGACAAUUUAUAUUAUAUAGAUUUUCUAUUAUAUAGAUAUAUAUAUAUGACUUAUUAGUUUGACUUUAUAAUACUAGUUGUACUGAGAAUUUUUAUGUUCUUUUACUGACUACUACUUUGAUUUUGAUGUUAGGUUUUUUAAACUCAAAGAUUAUUGUUAAUUAAUUGUAAAAACAACUGCAUUCAAAUAUGUAGUAAAAUUUCCCUUUAUUUAUAUAACCCUCAAAAGUGCGAUUGUUACCAAAGUUCUACGAUAUGAUGUUCCGUGCUAUUUUUGACCCUGGUGGAAUAUUGCCAGUAAAAAUGUUUUGUAUUGAUGUAGUUCGUAGCCUAUCUAAAUGACGAUACUUAAGUAGAUUAAUAUUCAACCCGUGAUGGGGAUGAGGAUAGCGUUGAUUUGAAAUUUAGCAUAGAAGACUGCAGAACGAUUAUUGAUGCAAAACAACACAAGAUUUUAAAUGUUUUUUUUUUCAACAAGUUCAACAAUAAAAAAUGUCCUUCACUAGACUUACAUACGUUUACUUACUAUGUGUUGUGUACGAAUAAUAGGUAAAAUCAACAUUUUUUGCAAUCUUUCCAUAAGCAAACAACGGGUAUAACAUAGUAUGACAAAAACGGUCACCAAAAUAACUAUUGAACAAUGAUGGACUGAAAAA